CCGUUCUGGAUGAGGACGGCCCGCGCGGCUCGCAGCAGCCGCCGCCACACACCGAUGGCCCGAUAUCGAACAUUUCGAUAUCAUCACGGUGGAGGUCACGAAAUGAAGCCUAUAAAUACGACGGCAUUAUGGGCAUAUACUCCAACGCAGGGCAUUUGUCUAUCUGAAAUCACAUUCGAGCCCAGAUAAAACAAACGACCAGGACGCGGCGAAAAUGGAGGCCCUCCAACUGACUCGAUCGUCUCCCAGCGGCGAUCCUACGCUGUUGCUCGUUUCCCUUCCAAUUCCAACUGUCAAACAUGGACAUGCUCUUGUCAAAAUCCAUUAUUCUUACAUUCACCCAUCCGACCGACUCAACGCCAAAGGCGGGUUUCCGUCGACCGUCUUCCCUUGCAUUCCAGGACGGGAUUUUUCCGGCGUCGUUGUCGACAUAGCAAGUGACGAUGAAGCCAAGAGCUGGAUUGGCAAGGAAGUCUACGGAAGCAGUGGAUCAGCUCUGGGCUUUACGGUCGACGGGCCUCAUGCGAGGUACUGCCUUAUUCCGGAAGAAGCACUCGUCGAGAAGCCCUCAUCUUUGAGUUUACUCCAAGCUUCCACCGUUGGAGUGCCGUUUGCCACUGCACUUCUCUGUCUGCGCCGAGCCCAAACCCGCAAGGACGACAUUGUGCUCGUCCUAGGGGCCACCGGAGCAGUCGGCUCGGCAGCCGUGCAAAUCGCCAAGGCAAUGGGCUGUCGAACUGUGCUGACAGCCGCACGACGUGCGGACUCCAAUCCUGAUAUUCUUCUUGAAGAUGUCGACAAUCUUCAAUCCCGGAUCCCAGGUUUGACCAAGAAGCAUGGCGUGGAUGUUGUGAUUGAUGCGGUGGGCAGCAUCGAGUUGAUGAGUGCUGCGAUCAAGCAGCUGGCCGUGAAUGGACGCUAUGCCUGGAUUGCAGCACCGCGAGGGACUGCGAGCAAAGAGUUGACGUUUGAUAUCUUCCAGGCGUAUCGAAAGGCUAUCCACCUUGAGGGCUGUAACACCGGUCUGACCACGAUGGCCGAGGUGAUGGAUGAUUUGCGUCUGUUGCGGCAGUGGUUCGACGAAGGAUUGUUGAAGGUGGAGGAUGACGGAGCGUUUCACCGGGUACCAUUAGCGGCGGCGGUUGAGAAGGGGUAUCUGACUGCCGGGGAAAGAGUGGUGAUUGAGAUGUGAGACUAUCCGGAUAAGUCAUUUCCCUGUCUCUAUUGCAUUGCCUCUUUUAUUGUAAUUAGCUCUUAUUUUUAGAUCCACUCCAGAAACACGAGACUCCCAGAAUUUUCUUUGUCUCCAGAACAGGUGCUUCCCCGCCUCGAAGCAAUACCCUGGUCAGGGUCAUGGAGGAAUCCUUCGCAAUAGCCAUUAGCCAGUCGAGCUGGCUGCU
Messenger RNA from Aspergillus sclerotioniger CBS 115572, 1400 nucleotides. RefSeq names its product quinone oxidoreductase family protein. Gene Ontology annotation, molecular function: oxidoreductase activity. The record is from RefSeq and is a predicted model, not a curated record. The coding region runs from base 215 to 1192 and encodes 325 amino acids. The transcript has a single exon. NCBI's taxonomy places the organism in Eukaryota, Fungi, Ascomycota, Eurotiomycetes, Eurotiales, Aspergillaceae.